Dermacentor silvarum is the source of this 505-nucleotide messenger RNA. RefSeq names its product nucleoredoxin-like protein 2. Gene Ontology annotation, biological process: photoreceptor cell maintenance; sensory perception. Lineage: Eukaryota; Metazoa; Arthropoda; Arachnida; Ixodida; Ixodidae. The coding region runs from base 21 to 458 and encodes 145 amino acids. The transcript has 3 exons. The record is from RefSeq and is a predicted model, not a curated record.
ACUCCUUUCCAUGAGCGCGAAUGAACUCUCUCCGGGGCAAGUACCUGAUCAGGCGUGACGGCACCACCAUCACGGCCGACGCCGCGCUGCGCUUCAAGCGCCUCAUCUGCCUCUACUUCGCGGCCCAGUGGUGUCCACCCUGCCUGACCUUCACGCCAAUACUGGCCGACGCCUACCGCGAGGCCAAGAACCAAGGACUGCCCAUCGAGGUAGUGUACGUGUCCUCGGACCGAAGCGAGGACGAAAUGAACGCCUUCCUGAACAGCACCGACGAAAACUGGCCUGCGCUCCCCUACGGUGACAAACUGCAGUUCGCUCUCAAGGCCCGGUACAAGAUCGCUGGUAUACCGGCGCUGGUUGUACUCAGAGCCGACGGGAGCCUGGUGUGCGCCAACGGCAGGCCUGAUAUCAUGGCCAAGUCCCACCUGGCGUUCAGGGACUGGCUCUGUCCCACCUGAAGGAAGGUCGAACAUACGAAAAUAAAUCCUACGUGUCUUGUUUUUGC